This is a messenger RNA of Cynoglossus semilaevis (tongue sole), 950 nucleotides long. Its product is annotated as SOSS complex subunit C-like. Bases 271 to 582 code for a protein of 103 amino acids. Lineage: Eukaryota; Metazoa; Chordata; Actinopteri; Pleuronectiformes; Cynoglossidae. Gene Ontology annotation, cellular component: SOSS complex; nucleus; nucleoplasm. The record is from RefSeq and is a predicted model, not a curated record. The transcript has a single exon. Gene Ontology annotation, biological process: DNA repair.
AAUUCACGCUUUUAUUUUGACAACAGGAAGCUGGCAACGCUCGACGAAUGUCUUAGCCAUAUAACCAUCAUUAGCUUAAGGCGGACAAUUUAAGUACUUGCAAUACAUUUAUAUCCUGAAUUCUGCGUUUGUGUCGUUCCACUUUAUAAACUAAGAUGAUAUUUGCUUCUUUCAUGCACAACGUAAAAACCAGCCGCUAACAAUCAGGCGCGAAUGUCACCAAUAUAUGGAUUAAAGGCGUCAAUUUGCUAUUGUUUACAAUAAGCCAACAUGGCGGGCAACGCUCCGGCCCAAGGCUUUCAGAACAAGACUCGUGUGGCAAUUCUGGCGGAGCUGGACAAGGAGAAAAGGAGGCUUCUACAAAAUCAGUCCAUGAACAACCCAGGAGCAAACAUCCCUCUGUCCAGCAGACCGAGCUUAAAAGACGCGAGAGACAGUGCGGAGCUGCAGCACAUCGCCGCCCAGCAGAAGGCUGCCCUGCAGCACGCCCACGUCCACUCGUCGGGCUUCUUCAUCACCCAGGACUCAUCGUUUGGCAACCUCAUUCUCCCAGUUCUCCCUCGCCUGGAUCCAGACUUUUGACUCUAAUCGGUGUCAAUACAUACCGACCCUUUCCUUGUGGACCCCAGCAGCUGUUUACACAAUAGGAUAAUACUGUGUUGAUGGGCUAAAAUGCCCACCCAAGCUGCAGAAAGAGGUUUAUUAUUAGUGUUAUUACAGGUUCUGGUUGAUAUAGUUGGUUGCAUUGCGAUGCAAGUACGAGUCUGCAAUAAACUAAAUAUGAUUAGAGCAAAAUCGAAGUGGAAUUGCAAUAAAAUGUUCUUUUUUAUGCACAUGUGAUAAUGAUGGAUGCUAUGUAGAGAAGCAAUACGCACUCGUGUUUAAAUUUCACAAAGAAUCUCAACUCAAACAUUUGUGUGCUUUAAUAAAUGUACACUCACAAGUCUAAA